GGGUCUAGGUUACGCUUCUCCGAAAAAAGAAAAAAAAAAGUCCUCGACAUAAGUAGGAAGAAUCGUUUAUCAGGCCAAAUCUUCUUUCUUUUUUGCAGAUCUACACUGAUCGCGAGAGAUGGUCUUUAUCAUCUAGAAGGGAAUCUUCGCUUUUGCUUAUAUUAGGCCGCUUCUGGGUCUUCAUUCCCUGCCCGCAACAUGACCGAGGUCGUGAGACAAUCAAGUGACGCCGUCAAAAGGUCCCGCGCGUCUGAAUACUCUCAGAAGGAUUUGAGUCCUAUGGAGCGCGAGAGAUCGAAGAAGCGCCGUCUCUCCCGCGAGAAUGGCCGUGCUUCGCGCCCUGUUAUCCCUGAGUCUCGCGAAGAUCCUUCCGCGAAUGGCCGCGCCUCGACCGCUGUUGAAGUUACUCAAUCGGGGGGGGAAUUUGAGAAAGCAGCCAGAAAUUCUCGGACACCGUGGUCGCUGUCGCAGGUUGUCGGUGGUCGUUAUUCCGACCUGGACCCAGUUUUCAGCGUUGACGAGAAGUUUAUAUUCCUAGCUUUGGAAAAAGCCAUUCACAUCUUCUCUACCUCUACGUCCCGUUUAUUUCGAACUUUGCAAUUAGAAGCAUCAGCAAAGAUUGUCGGAUAUCAGCUCUCGCCUACUAAUGACGAGCAUCUCUAUGUCUUCACGUCAUCUGGCUCUGUGAGAAAAUGGGAUUGGACUUCUUCAAGGCAGAUCUCUUCGUGGGAAACAUCAUGCAAGACCUUUUGCGCCAGGAUAUGUUCCACCCAUAUUGGCACAGAAGUUCACGACGCAUUCUAUUCCUUGCGCCAGCGCAAGGACGGGCGACGGGAGUUGGCAAUAAAUAUCUUGAAGGAUGGGGAUGCGGACGUGGAACCUGCUGGUUUCGUGGCUCUUGAGACGAGCAGACCAGUCAAGCACAUUACACUCUCUAACCAGGGCCAUGCCGUCAUCAUCUCUGAUGGUCAACAUAUCUUUGUCGGCAGUAGAAAGGCCGCAGACCUGGCAUCCCCAGAAAGCUUCCAUUACACCUGGAGGGAGCUUAGUUUGCCCGUGACUGCGACUUGCUUCGAUAUCCGUGAGAGUUUGCCUGCAGAAGGAUCGAAGAUUGCGUUGUCAAAGGCUAGACAAGCUUCGCCUGCAGUAGAUCUUGUGCUGGGUGACUCUUCCGGAUCCAUUUUGAUCUAUCAUGACAUUGUGAACUCCCUCUCUCAGAGAGAAAAUGCGCAAGAAAGCGAGGUCCGCUCUUUGGUCUUCAGAAAAUUACAUUGGCAUAGAGGCGCAGUUACUGCUGUCCGCUGGUCUCGAGAUGGAAACUACCUUAUUUCUGGAGGCUCAGAGUCUGUCAUGGUUCUCUGGCAAUUGGAUACUGGCCGAAAGCAGUUCCUGCCACAUCUGUCCGCGCCCAUCUCUAACAUUAUCAUCUCUCCGACCGGAAAUUCGUACGCAGUUAAACUGGCUGAUAAUACCGUCAUUGUCUUGUCAGCCACAGAGUUACAGCCAUCUUCUGCUAUAAUUGGUCUGCAGCUUCCGUCUUCGAGGACAGCCCAGACAACGAACCCCGCAAAGUCUGCCGGCAGUUCAACACGGAUCCUCGAUGCGAUUCCUGCCGUCCUCCACCCACGAAAUCCUGACCAUCUUCUUGUUGCUGUCCCUGCUUCUCAAACUGCUGGUGAGGGAAAGGACAAGACAACCGACUUGUGUUUUUUGCAGACAGUGGAUAUCCGCACCGGCUCUCAUCUCUCCCGACAAGCUCUCGCUCGCACUAAUGUUACUGUGCUGAACACGGGACCAGAAGGCACAAAGAUCUCACCCCCUGACGUCAAAUUUGUGGAAAUCACCCAUGAUGGGCAAUGGUUGGCUACCGUGGACGACUGGCUGCCAUCUCCCCAAGAUGCCACGGCAUUCGAUCCUUGCCAUGAGGGUAAGGGGCCAAGCGUUGGCUAUUCUAGGGAGACAUUUUUGAAGUUCUGGAUGUGGAAUGAUUCAACUAAGCUGUGGGAAUUGGUCACUCGCAUCAACGAGCCCCAUAGCCGAUUACAAGGGGGCGCGAUGUCGGUCCUUAGCUUAGCAUCACGGCCCAAUGCCCAUGAGUUUGUGACUCUGGGCGCUGAUGGCAUUCUACGAUUUUGGGAUGCAGUGCCGAGGCAUCAAAGUCACAUAAAGCCACGGACAGAUGCCGCUCAGCCACAGGAGACAUGGAGAUGCCGACGCUCUGUGAAUUUGAAGAGUAGGACAGAUGGCAGCCUCUCCUUCCAAGUAGCUUCUAUGGGCUUUUCAGAAGAUGGUUCGGUUCUCGCUGUUUGCUUACCGUCGCAGUCAUCCGUCAGCACCGGCUCUGUUCACUUGAUCGAUGCUGAUGUAUGUGAAAUACGCCAGAGCCGAGAAGGAUUGUUCUCCGGCAAUCCAUGUGGUGUUAGAUUUCUAGGACAGCACCUUAUUGUUGCCUCAGAACAGUCACUGUCGGUCUGGGAUACUGUCAAUGAUGUGACCAAAGCCAUCGAGCUGGGCGGUUCUGGAACCGCCGACUCAGCCACUCUAGGAUCUCCAAUCCUGCUUUCUGUCAAUCGCAAGACUAACAGCUUUGCGAUUAUUACAGGUCGCUUUGGUACGGCUAGUGCCAACCAGUCGAGCAAGCGACGACAUAAGACAAGAUUCUACAUUGAUAUAUACAAUCUUCGGUCUUCGAGACCCGUAUUUCAAUCAGUGUUGCGAUGCCACCCGCUUGCAUUGCUCCCUGAUUCAGCGACAGGCGACUACAUCGUUAUAGAUACGUCAGCAUAUGUGCAGCGAAUCGGAUGUUCCAGUACGGGUGCUGAACCUGCAGUCUCAUCCAACGAGCUAUCGUCUUAUAUGAAGACAGAACUGGAUGGACUAUUUGGCUGGCAGGCACCAAAGAACGCUCCCGCGCCAGAUUCACUGCCCAAUGAAGGUGCAAGAUCGGGUUCUAAUGAUUUGGGGGAUAUCUUCGGUUCUGCACCUCCUUACUUGUUGUCUCCUGUCAGCGUCCUUUUCAGAGAUGUUGUUGGCGCCUUUGUCAGUAAAUAGUGUUACUGAGAAUAGUUUGUACAUGAAGUACACCAUUUCAUAGGCGUAUCUCAAGAAGAUUACAAUUGCCAC
Molecule: messenger RNA, 3123 nt
Organism: Paecilomyces variotii
Lineage: Eukaryota; Fungi; Ascomycota; Eurotiomycetes; Eurotiales; Thermoascaceae
Product: WD40-repeat-containing domain protein
Exons: 3
Coding region: 199-3051 (950 amino acids)
Biological process (GO): positive regulation of transcription by RNA polymerase I; positive regulation of rRNA processing
Cellular component (GO): nucleolus
Molecular function (GO): protein binding; RNA binding
Source: RefSeq, a predicted model, not a curated record